AUGCCUGAGCCCGUCGAGGAAACCGUUCCCAUCCCGGAGCCUCAGGGCCUCCCCUUGCUAGGCCAUGUCCGGUCCAUUAACCCCGACUUCCCACUUGGGUCCAUGCCCAACCCACCUCGCCUUUUCCAUUAUCACCCUGCUGACCACGCGCAUCGCAAAGGCGAAAUCUACCGACUCAACUUUGCCGGCUCAACAACAGUCGUCGUCUCCACCCACGAGCUCGUCAACGAAACAUGCGACGAGAAGCGGUUCCAAAAGACAAUUAGCAAAACCCUCCAACAAGUCCGCAACGGCGUCCACGACGGCCUCUUCACCGCCCACAACAACUCGGAAGAAUGGGCCAUCGCGCACCGCAUCCUCAUGCCCGCUUUCGGUCCCCUAUCCAUCCGCAACAUGUACCCGGAAAUGCACGACGUCGCCGCCCAGCUCGCCAUGAAGUGGGCUCGCCACGGACCCUCCGCCCCCAUCCACGUCACCGACGACUUCACCCGCCUGACCCUCGACACCAUUGCCCUAUGCUCCAUGGAUUUCCGCUUCAACAGCUUCUACUCGCCCCAGCUGCACCCCUUUGUCGAAGCCAUGGGCGACUUCCUCAAGGAGUGCGGCGCCCGCGCCCAGCGCCUGCCUUUACUCCCCGCCGGCCUACUCCACCGCGCCCGCGACCAAAAGUACGAGCGCGACAUCGAGGUCCUCCGCUCCACCGCCCAGUCCGUGCUCGACGCCCGCCGCGCCGAGCGCAGCAGCAACGACCGCAAGGACUUGCUCAGCGCCAUGCUCCGCGGCGUGGACCCCAAGACGGGCCGUCGCAUGAGCGACGACUCCAUCAUGGACAACCUCAUCACCUUCCUCAUCGCCGGCCACGAGACCACCUCGGGCACGUUAUCCUUUGCCUUUUACCAACUCCUCCGCCACCCGGACGCCUACGCCAAGGCCCAGCAAGAGGUCGGCUCCGUCGUCGGCACGGGCCCCAUCCACGUCGACCACCUGUCCAGGCUGCCCUUCCUCAACGCCGUGCUGCGCGAGACCCUGCGCGUCAACGCCCCCAUCCCCAUGUUCGCCGUCGAGGCCAAGGAGGACACCCUCCUGCUGGGCAAGUACCCGGUCAAGAAGGGCGAGCCCAUCGUCAACCUGCUUGCCCGCGCCCACGUGGACCCGGCCGUCUUUGGCGAGGACGCCGACGAGUUCAAGCCCGAGCGCAUGCUCGACGCCAACUUUGACCGCCUCAACAACGAGUUCCCCAACUGCUGGAAACCCUUUGGCAACGGCGCCCGCGGCUGCAUCGGACGCCCCUUUGCCUGGCAGGAGGCUCUCCUCGUCAUGGCCAUGCUUUUGCAAAACUUCAACUUUGUGCUCGACCCCAAGUACACCCUCGGCAUCAAGCAGACCCUCACCAUCAAGCCCGCCGACAUGCACUUCCGCGCCAUCCUGCGCGACGGCCUCACCCCACCACCCUCGAGCACAGGCUGUCCGGCCAAGGCGUCAAACGGCCAACACGCCAACGGAGGCGAGCCCGCUGCCGCCACCACCACCGGCAUCCCCAUGACGAUCCUCUACGGCUCCAACAGCGGAACAUGCGAGGCCCUCGCGCAGCGCGUCGCCGCCGACGCCUCGACGCACGGCUUCCGCGUCGAUAAGCUCGACUGCCUCGACAGCGCCAACGGCAAACUCCCCGCAACCAACCCGUCGUCAUCGUCACCUCCUCCUACGAGGGCCAGCCCCCGACAACGCCGGCCACUUUCAGCGUCGCCGCCGCCCCUCGAAGGCGUCACGUACGCCGUUUUCGGCUGCGGCCACCGCGACUGGACCCAAACGUUCCACCGCGUGCCCAAGCUCGUCGAUUGCACCCUCGCCGACCGCGGCGCGGACCGCCUCGUCGAUAUUGGUUUGUCCGACGUCUCCGCCGCCGCCACCUUUUCCGACUUUGAGACCUGGGAGGACGACAAGCUGUGGCCGGCCCUCAAGGAACGCUUCAAGCCCGAGGCGGAUGGUCGGCCUGGGUCCUCGGCAGGUUCCGCGACGACGGCGCUUAAAGUGCAGGUGCUCAACCCGCGGACGUCGGCGCUGCGGCAGGAUGUCAAGGAGGCUGUUGUAGUAGAGGCCAGGACACUAACCAGCGGGUCUCAGGAGAAGAGGCACAUCGAGAUCAAGCUGCCCGAAGGUAUGACGUACUCGGCGGGCGACUAUCUCGCCGUGCUUCCCAGCAAUCCCGAACAAACGGUGAGGAGGGUCAUGCGGAGGUUCAAGUUGCAGUGGGACGCCCAAAUCUUGAUCGAGUCAGAGAUCCACACCUCGCUGCCCGUGAACACGGCCCAAAAGAACGUCCUCGUCCUAGCCGAUGCUGCCGUGGACGACAAGACAAAGGCGGAACUAACCCGCCUCGCCAACGAUGGCUUCGACAAGGAAGUCACUGGCAAACGCUGCUCUGUUCUCGAUCUCCUCGAGCGGUUCCCUACCGUUGAAUUGGACGUUGGCACAUUCUUGUCCAUGAUGCCCCCGAUCCGCGUCCGACAAUACUCCAUCUCCUCCUCCCCGCUCUGGAAACCCGACCACGUCACAAUCACCUACUCCGUCGUGCACGCCCUCCCUCUCCGGCCAAGGCUCCUUCUUUGGCGUCGCCUCCUCCUACCUCGCCUCCCUCUCCGCCGGCGACCACCUCGCCGUAUCCGUACGCCCCUCCGCCGCACCCUUCAGCCUCCCCGCAGAUCCGGAGCAGACGCCCAUCGUAUGCGUUUGCGCCGGCACGGGCCUCGCCCCCUUUCGCGCCUUUGCCCAAGAGCGAGCCGCCAUGAUCCGCAGCGGGCGCCGACUCGCCCCCGCCAUGCUCUUCUUCGGCUGCCGAUCCCCGAGACCGACGAUCUGUACCGCGAAGAAUUCGACGAGUGGGAGCGCCUCGGCGCCGUCGAGGUGCGCAGGGCCUACAGCCAAGCCGGGGCCGGGGCCGAGGCGGGCCACGUCCAGGACCGCCUGUGGGCCGACAGGUACGACGUCAUCCCGCUGUGGGUCGAGGGCGCCAAGGUGUACAUGUGCGGCGCGCGCAAGGUGUCGGACGCCGUGCGCGACGUCUGGGUCAAGGUGCGCGAGGAGUACCUGCGCAAGGAGGGCAAGACGGAGGGAGAGGACGAGGCGAGGACCUGGUUCGAGGGGCUGAGGAAUGUUCGAUAUGUGAUGGACGUGUUUGAUUGA
Parascedosporium putredinis is the source of this 3183-nucleotide messenger RNA. The record is from the annotation of a GenBank genome assembly. NCBI's taxonomy places the organism in Eukaryota, Fungi, Ascomycota, Sordariomycetes, Microascales, Microascaceae.